Molecule: messenger RNA, 732 nt
Organism: Micromonas commoda
Lineage: Eukaryota; Viridiplantae; Chlorophyta; Mamiellophyceae; Mamiellales; Mamiellaceae
Exons: 1
Coding region: 240-602 (120 amino acids)
Source: RefSeq, a predicted model, not a curated record
GCGGCGGCGACGGCGGCGACUACUACGGCCGACGACUCGGCGGCGGAUCCGCCGCCGGGGGAUCGCAAAGCGAAACCGCCGGGUCCGUCGCGGGCGGCGCGAACCAACCCGGCGGCGAUGGACGGGCUCAGUCUUCGCAGGCCGGAGCCGUCGGUUCCGCCGCCGCGUCGGGGAGUAACGCUCCCGGUAACGCCGCAGCCGGGCAAUCGACCGGCGCGCAAUCCGCCGGCGCGGGCGCGAUGGCUGGCGCGUUUUCCGCCAUGCCGGGCAUGGGCGCCGCGGGGUAUCCCUACAUGGGGUACCCGUACAUGACCCCCGGCAUGCCCCCGGCCGCGGGGUACGCGGUGCAGUCGCCCUAUUACGGCUACCCGCAGGCGAACAUGUACGCCGCCGCGGGCGUGUACGGACAGCAGUCCGGCGCCUCUGGCGGCGGAGGCGGCAAGGGUGGCAAGGGCGGCUACGGCGGCUACGGCGGCGGCGGCCAACGGUCCAACUACUCUCAGCCGCCCGCGCCGCCCGCGCCGCCGAGCAGUGGCAACGGCAACGACUCCUCGCAGUUCAAUUACUACGGAAACUACGGUCAAUCCGCGUACGGCAGGUGAUCGAUGCGGGUCGGCGGGUGCCGCACCUUUUUUUGUUCGACCGGAUCUGGGACGACGUGUUGUUGACGAGUUGAGAGUAGCGGCUCUUCCGAAAGCGUUUGAAAAUGACGAGAUUUCAACCUCCGCGGCG